UUCAUCACCCCUCGUCGGCGGAUGGUCUCCGUGGCUUAUCAACCUUGAUUCGUCGCUGCAUCUUCGCCUCCGUCGACCCUCAUUUGGAUCUUGAAAUCUAUCGAACGGGAUCCCCUACUUCUGUUCUGUCUCCGGGACUACGAGCCCGGAUCUAGGGUUAUCUUCUCCUGAAAUCGCAGAUUUUCGUUGAUUCGAGCCGCAAGAGAGGUUGAGGUUGGUUUUUUUUCUGGCGAUUGUAGAUCUGGCAAGUUGAUUCGACUCUGAGUCUUGGUAGCGAUUCUGCCAGUGGAUUGAUUUGGGAUCCCUAGGAUCAAGAUUGGCGGUUAGAAUUUGUACUUCUUUGAGGUGAUUGUUGGGGCUCUAGGGCUACUUGGCGAUGAAUGCGAGGCAUGGGCAAACGUCUUACCGCGAUCGGACGCAGGAGUUCAUCAAGACUAUCGAGAAUCUAAAGAAGUCCUCAUCCACACCAGAUGCACCGAGCAGUAACGCUGUAUCGAGGUUGGAAGUACCGAAAUCGGCUGCCUCGAUCCAGUCGGAGUUCAGUAAGCGAGCUUCGCAAAUUGGUCUCGGGAUCCAUCAGACCUCCCAGAAACUUACCAAUCUUGCGAAGUUGGCAAAAAGGACAUCGGUUUUUGAUGACCCUACUGUUGAGAUUCAGGAACUGACAGCAGUUAUCAAGCAGGAUAUUACUGCCCUGAAUUCUGCAGUUGUAGACCUGCAACAUCUUUGUGAUUCACAGAACAAAGGUGGAAAUAUGUCCAGGGACACUACCAAUCACUCAACCACUGUUGUUGAUAAUUUGAAGAACCGUUUGAUGAGCACAACGAAGGAGUUUAAAGAAGUUUUAACCAUGCGGACUGAGAAUUUGAAGGUUCAUGAGAACAGAAGACAGUUAUUUUCUUCAUCAGCCUCAAAGGAUGCAACCAAUCCUUUCCUUAGACAACGCCCACUGGUUUCCAAGGGAAGUAAUGACUCUUCUGCUCUGGCUCCCCCAGCACCAUGGGAAAAUAGCUCAACAUCUUCUUCUCCUUUGUUUCCCAGGAGGAAGACAAAUGAGGACCCGUCAUCCUCAACUCAGCCUUUGAUACAACAACAGCAGCAACAACAACAAAUAGUUCCAAUACAGGAUAGUUACAUGCAGAGCAGAGCAGAAGCUCUUCAGAAUGUUGAGUCAACAAUUCAUGAGUUGAGCAAUAUUUUCACACAACUAGCUACCAUGGUUUCACAGCAGGGAGAGCUUGCAAUCAGGAUCGAUGAGAACAUGGAUGACACAUUAGCUAACGUGGAGGGAGCACAAGGUGCACUCCUCAGGUACCUCAACAGCAUAUCCAGCAACAGGUGGCUGAUGAUCAAAAUAUUCUUCGUCCUCAUGGUUUUCCUUAUGAUCUUCCUCUUUUUUGUUGCAUAAUUCUACCUACCACACACCUUCAACCGAACCAUCUCCGGUACCCAUGAUCUGCAUUCUUUGUACCUUUUUGUUUCCACAAUUAUUUUUCCCUCUUUACCUCUGGUGAUUGACAGAAUACAUGUUCUUCCAUCUGGGGCUUCUUUUCCCAUUUUCCUAGCAGAUCCAAGGUGCAGGUUAAGUGGGAGUUAGGAAUUGUAGGAUCAAGUGAAAAUACUCUACAAUACAGUGAUUGUAUCUUAUCUGUUCUUAAGUGGCCAUUCACAUCCCCCGCGAAUGAUCAUUCCACCAUUGAUAACUGUGUUCUUAAAUGGUGAAAUAUCUCGUGUUAUGUAACUAUUCCUUUCCCUAAUAGACUUUUGAUACUUAGCCAUCGAUAAUAUAGCAUCUUCCCAU
Molecule: messenger RNA, 1801 nt
Organism: Musa acuminata subsp. malaccensis (wild Malaysian banana)
Lineage: Eukaryota; Viridiplantae; Streptophyta; Magnoliopsida; Zingiberales; Musaceae
Product: syntaxin-32
Biological process (GO): vesicle fusion; endoplasmic reticulum to Golgi vesicle-mediated transport; intracellular protein transport
Cellular component (GO): Golgi membrane; endomembrane system; SNARE complex
Molecular function (GO): SNAP receptor activity; SNARE binding
Source: RefSeq, a predicted model, not a curated record